AUGUUCUUCACCAGAGACUUCACCAGAAACUUCACCAGAAACCUCACCAGAAACUUCACCAGAAACUUCACCAGAAACUUCACCAGAAACUUCACCAGAAACCUCACCAGAAACUUCACCAGAAACUUCACCAGCAACUUCACCAGCAACUUCACCAGCAACAUUCUUCACCAGAAACUCCACCAGCAACAUUCACACCAGAACCGUGCUUGUCCCCACCAGCAACAAUGCCGUUGA
Messenger RNA from Yarrowia lipolytica CLIB122, 237 nucleotides. The record is from RefSeq and is a predicted model, not a curated record. NCBI's taxonomy places the organism in Eukaryota, Fungi, Ascomycota, Dipodascomycetes, Dipodascales.